AAAAAUUGUGUGGUGAAUUUAAAAUUAUCAAAUUUUUUGUUAAAUUACAUAGUAACUAUUAAAAUCGAAAUAAAUUCAAAGAGCAAACAUGAAAGAUCACACUGGAAUUUGGCCUUUUGUGAUUACAAUAUUACUGACACAUGGAAUUAUAAUGUCUGUAGAUGGAUAUAGCUUUGGGCUGAAGUCCGCAACUAGGAUGCAUUGUGAAUAUCAAUUGGUUGACAAUUAUAAAUGCAAUGCCUACGUAUCAUGUAACUAUGCUGCAAUCAAGGUCCAGUACUGUUCAGCGGAUAUGGUCUUCAAUAGAAAACUACAGAUUUGUGAUACUCCUGAUUCGGUGGAAUGUAAUGCCAGGCCAAAUGUUUUAAAAGCCAAGUGGGAAACUAAUCCAUGUCUCAAUCAAACACAAGGAGUUUCUUUUCCAAGUGAGAUUGAUUGCAAUCAAUACAUUUUAUGUUUGGGUAACGAUCUAUCUUAUGUUGCCAAUUGUCCCGUGGGAUCGUGGUACGAUCCGAAGAAUGGAAGUUGUGGACCGAACGUUUCGCCAACAGCAUGCCUUGAAUCCCAAACAACCAGUACCACUUCCACAACAACACUCAGUCCAAACGAACUUUGUGUUGAUGAAGAAAUUGGAGUGUCAUAUCCAUAUCCACCCGAUUGUCAAAAAUAUGUAGUGUGCUUGGGUAAUGACCAAGGAGCUAUAGUUAAUUGCAUUUACAACACCUGGUUUGAUCCUCUAACUAGCAACUGUGGACCAAAUGUAUCGCCAACAGCAUGUACCGAGGAUAUUAGCACAGCAACAUCGCCCACAAGCACAACCGAGCAGACAAGUACUUUAAGUCCUAGCACAGUGCAGUCUACUACUCCAACUACGACCACCACAGAGUUGCCGCUUCCUGAAGAUAUUUGUGGUGGAUUGAAAAAUGGGGAAUAUGUAUCCUAUCCCGACAACUGCAGCAAAUAUGUUGUGUGUGUGGAGCCAAUUCCCUAUGCAUUUUACUGCACUCCCGGUUACUAUUUCAGCGAGAAUCUUCAGCAAUGCGUGGAUUGGGAGCUCAGUGACUGCCCAGCAACGCAGACGCCGGAAUAUACAACGCCAGGCUCUACUACACCUUCGAUUUGCGAAAACAGCAAUGGAAGUACUUUACCAUAUCCAGAGAACUGUGCUUGGUUCAUACAAUGCAUCAAUGAUAAUGUCUACAUGAUGGGCGUCUGCAAUAGCGCAGAGUAUUACGAUCCAGCAACUGGUAAUUGCAGUGCCAGUGCAUCGCCAGAUGGCUGUCGUGAAUAUAACUCAACAACAACGUUAUCAACACCGACCACAGUUCCACCAACAACAACAACCGAAACACAAACCACAGUUUCGCCAACAACUACUAGCCAAGGGCCUACCACAGAUACGUCAACAACAAUUACCGAAUCCACAACUCCGACAACAACCAUAACAACUACUUUAUCAACAACAACAUCCACCCCAAUUCCUACUACAACUUCUACUACAACAACAACCACAUCUGCUCCAAUCGAUCCCUGCGCGGAUGUUCCUGUGGGCAAGCUAGUGCCUUAUCCGUAUGACUGUACCAAAUUCGUCAGAUGCGAUUACCCUACACCAGUGAUACUCGAUUGUGUCGUGGGUCAAGAGUUCAGCGCCCAACUUGAACGCUGCAUGGCUCCUUGGAUUGCCAACUGCACAGCUAUUGAACCAUAACUAUUUAAAAAAAAGCCAUCGUUAAAGAUAACACUUAACAUACAUACAUUUUACAGCUUCACUUUAUAAUAAGAAACUUACGGCCCUUAAUUAACAAAUUUGUUUAAAAAAAAGACCGAAGACCAACUUAAAUUUUUACAACUUUUAAAUCAAGAAUUUAACUUUUUUGCAAUUUCUA
Messenger RNA from Drosophila albomicans, 1886 nucleotides. RefSeq lists its product as uncharacterized. The transcript has 2 exons. Gene Ontology annotation, cellular component: extracellular region. NCBI's taxonomy places the organism in Eukaryota, Metazoa, Arthropoda, Insecta, Diptera, Drosophilidae. Bases 89 to 1708 code for a protein of 539 amino acids. Gene Ontology annotation, molecular function: chitin binding. The record is from RefSeq and is a predicted model, not a curated record.